ACGAGAGGCUACAAUGGCUCUACGCAUGAUCGGUCGCCGCGCUGCGCGGCUCGCUUCUGCUGCAACUCGGCCGCUGGUUCCCGCCGCAACUUCUGCACGGGCAUCUCCAUCUUUGGGCGCGUCGGCACUCCAGAUACAAACGCGGUCGUUCGCCAAGGCCAAGAAAGUCAAGGGCGGCAAGGGCAAACCCGCUCCAGUUGUAGACGACGAUGAUGACGAUGCUGGUGACGAAGAGGACGGGGGAGCUGCUAAGGCGCUAGAGAAGGCCAACAAGAACAUGAACGGCGCUGUGGUCAACUUCACGCGGGCAUUGAGCCAGAUGCGCCCAGGACGUGCCGACGCCGGCAUCUUUGACGAAUUGCACGUACCGGCGUACGGCCAGCAUGUGCCGCUCGCGCAGGUGGCACAGGUGGCUGUUGCAGGCACACACGCGCUUAGUGUGACAGUGUACGACCCGUCGCUCAUGCCGGACGUGAAGAAGGCAAUUGAAGGCACGAACGCCGUUUACUCUGUGCGUGAGGACGUGAGCUCGCUUGAAAUCUCCUUUCCUAAGAUGUCGAAGGAGACUCGUGCUGACCUGCUCAAGGCCACCAAGAAGCAGGCGGAACAGGCUCGACAACACGUGCGUCGUGUGCGACAGGAUGCCAUGAACCACGCUAAGAAGCUCAAGGACGCGGUGUCUGAAGAUGACGUCGAAGUGCAGAAGGAACGCAUCCAGAAGGCCACAGACAGCGCCAUCGCCGAGAUCGACAAGCUGCUGGCUGCUAAGGAGAAGGACCUCAACACUGUCUGAGAGAUAGGCACUUAGGACUCGACUGGCAUAGAAUACAGAUGACAAUGGUGCGUUUGGUUGCCCGGUACAAGGGUAC
Messenger RNA from Phytophthora infestans T30-4, 869 nucleotides. Its product is annotated as ribosome-recycling factor, putative. Gene Ontology annotation, cellular component: mitochondrion. The transcript is spliced from 3 exons. Gene Ontology annotation, molecular function: ribosomal large subunit binding. Gene Ontology annotation, biological process: translation. The record is from RefSeq and is a predicted model, not a curated record. The coding region runs from base 14 to 793 and encodes 259 amino acids. Lineage: Eukaryota; Oomycota; Peronosporomycetes; Peronosporales; Peronosporaceae.